Molecule: messenger RNA, 4752 nt
Organism: Notolabrus celidotus (New Zealand spotty)
Lineage: Eukaryota; Metazoa; Chordata; Actinopteri; Labriformes; Labridae
Gene: slc38a10
Product: solute carrier family 38 member 10
Exons: 18
Coding region: 944-3727 (927 amino acids)
Biological process (GO): amino acid transmembrane transport
Molecular function (GO): amino acid transmembrane transporter activity
Source: RefSeq, a predicted model, not a curated record
CUGACUUCUUCUACCGUGAGCUCAACUUCCUGGAUACGCGUUCAGAAAAACAGCCAGGCUGGAUUUACUGCUGCUGUUUAAACUGAGUUUCCAUGAACUUAUUGUCUAAAGAAACAAGACGACGUUUUGUUCUGACGAUAAAUGUCCAUGAAUUACAGAUGAUAACGUAAACCGGAGGGUGAGGCGGUGGGCGCAGAAAGUCGCAGAGAAAGAGCGCCACGUCACUGAAAGGCGGAGGAGAAAGUAGUCCCCGCCGUGAGACAGCUGCUGUCACCGUGUGAUUUUAGAUUCCUGGUCGAGGGGGUCCAGUCAACAAGCUGGUCAAAAUGACGGCGUCCAACUACGGGUUCAUCGUGAACGUGGUGAACAGCAUCGUUGGAGUCAGUGUGCUCACCAUGCCCUUCUGCUUCAAACAGUGUGGGAUCGUGCUGGGUGCUCUCCUGUUGUUCUUCUGUUCCUGGAUGACCCACAAGUCCUGCAUGUUUCUGGUCCACACAGCCAGCAACACAAAGAGAAGGACAUACGCAGGACUGGCCUUUCAUGCUUAUGGGAAACCAGGGAAAGCUCUGGUGGAGCUGAGUAUGAUUGGUCUGAUGUUGGGCACCUGCAUUGCCUUCUAUGUUGUGAUAGCUGACCUGGGCUCCAAUUUUUUCGCUCAGCUGUUAGGUUUACAGGUGACGUUUGGUUUCCGUGUGCUGCUGCUGUUCGCUGUGUCUCUAUUUAUCGUGCUCCCUCUGAGUCUGCAGAGGAACAUGAUGUCCUCCAUCCAGUCCUUCUCUGCCAUGGCUCUCAUGUUUUACACUCUGUUCAUGUUCACGAUAGUGUUGUCGUCACUGCGCUAUGGCAUUAUCUCGGGUUCCUGGGUGGAGCGGGUUCACCUGUGGCGUUUGAAGGGCGUCAUUCAGUGCCUGCCCAUUAUCGCCACAACCUUCUGCUGUCACCCAUGGUGCUGUCCUCGUUCAAACACGGGCUGCUCAGCGGCUGGUGGCUAGAGCAGGUCAAUGUGGUGCGCUGGGAGGGUGUGUUUCGCUGUCUUCCCAUCUGUGGGAUGGCCUUCGCCUGUCAGUCGCAGGUGCUGCCGACGUAUGACAGCCUUGACGAGCCAUCCGUCAAACGCAUGAGCACCAUCUUCACCUCAUCCCUCAACGUAGUCACCAUCUUCUACAUCACUGUGGGUUUCUUUGGCUACGUCAGUUUCACAGAGAACAUCGCUGGAAACGUCCUGAUGAACUUCCCGUCUAACUUGGUGACAGAGAUGAUCCGUGUGGGCUUCAUGAUGUCUGUUGCCGUUGGAUUCCCAAUGAUGAUUCUUCCCUGCCGCCAGGCCAUCAAUACUAUGCUGUUUGAGCAGCAGCAGAAGGAUGGGACGUUUGCUGCUGGCGGAUACAUGCCUCCUCUGCGCUUCAAGAUGAUCACACUCUGCAUUGUGUUUGGCACCAUGCUGGGAGGCAUUCUCAUCCCCAACGUGGAAACUAUUCUGGGUCUGACUGGAGCCACCAUGGGGAGCCUCAUCUGCUUCAUAUGCCCCGCUCUCAUCUUCAGAAAGAUCCAGAAGAAUAGCCUGCUUGCUCAGCUGGUGCUCUGGGUUGGUCUGGGCAUCCUUCUGAUCAGCACCUUCACCACCCUUUCCAUCUCAGCCAGCAGUCCCACCGUCAAGGUCCAACCUCCUCCUCCUCCAGCACCUGACAAGAACAACCUGCUGCUGCCAGACCUCCCUGAGCUGCAUGACAACUCUCCAAAUAAGAAGCCAGUGGAGAUGGAAAAGCCUGCCCUUCCAGAUGUGGAGGUGGUUAAACCUGUAGAGAGGGUCCAAGCUGAGCCCCCCCAGAUUAAAGGGCCAGGGGAGGUACCCGAGAGGAAGAAGCAGGAAGAAGUGCAGCUGGAUCGCCCUGAUGCGGGUGUUGCAGUUCCAGAAGGGGGGGCCCAUCGCCAUGAACCUCCCAUCCCUCAUGACUCAGUUGAGGUUGUCCCAAGGAAGAACAACGCAGAGCUAGAAGAGGACAUAAAACAACCUGUCCCUCCUGCUGGAGAUGCACCAAAGAAAGAUGCAGUGGAGGCAGAGGGUAGCAAAGAAGAGAAAGAUAAACAAAAGCCUGUUGUUGUGAAGAAAGAGGAAGUGGAUUUGGGUGGAGGUGAAGUUCUGUCUAACGAGGUGCUGGAGAAGCAGGUUGUAGAUGCAGGCAGUAAGCAAGAAGUUCCCCCACUGAAGAAUGAAGUGGAGCUUAAUCCUUCAAAAGAGAAGGUAGUCCUAGAAGAAAACAAGGAAGCAGCAGCACAAGAAGAAAAUGUGGCCAAAGCUCCUGAUGCUGCAGGAAAACGUUCACUCCCUGAAGGAGAACACCAGCCUGCUGCAGCUGCAGACAGCAAGGAUACAGCAGAUGAAAAGUUGGAAGAGGGCCAGCUGGAUCAUGCCGUCCUGCUGCAGGUGAUCAAGGAGCAGCAGGUGCAGCAGAAGAGGCUUCUGGACCAGCAGGAGAAACUUUUGGCUGUCAUAGAAGAGCAACACAAGGAGAUCCAUCAGAAACAGCCUGCUGGGGCUGGUGAAGGCGAGGCAGAGAAAGGCAUCCAGGAACACUUGGAUGUGGUGGAGGGAGGAGCAGCAGAAAAUCCUAAAGAGCCUGGCCUAGCCUCAGACCUGAAGCAGCCCAACGAGGGAGCUGGGGCUGCAGCUGGAGCUCCACAGGCCAGAGCAGAGGAGCCUCAAGUUGUAGCCCAGAAUCAAGCCCAGGCUGUGGGUCAGGGUGCUGUGGUCGGGGCUCCUAAAGCAGUCGUUAAAGCAGCUUACAAAGAGGAUAGCCCCGACGCAGCAGGAGGAGGAGAGCCCCAGAAGCAGAGUGAGCUGGGGGCAAGGGGAGUGCCACUGGGAAAUAAAAUACCUGAUGACCAUCAGCCUGAACCUCAAAAUAAUCAGGUAGCUCAAAUUAGAACUGAAGAAAAAAGAUUAGAUAAGGAGAAAGAACGACUAGAGAAAGAGGUUCGGGUGAAACUGGAAAAAGAAAAGUUAGAGAGGGAGCUAGAUAGGGAGAUAAAGGAGAAACUGCUCAGAGAACAGGAGUUGGAAAAGAAGCAAGCUGAGAAAGAAAGGAUACAAAAAGAAGUGGAGGCAAGAGUAGAAAAGGAGCGACUGGAAAGGGAGAGACGGGAGAGGCUGGCUAAAGAACAGGAGCUGGAGAAAGAAAGAGCGCUGAGGGAGAAACUAGCACAGGAGAAAGAAGUAGAAGAGAGACUGAAGCUUAAGAUCCAGGAAGUAGACAAUGAAAUACUUCAGAGGAAGAAAGUGGAGGAGGAGGAGGCUCGGGUGAAGCUGGCCCAAGCGGAGCAAGACGUUGAGGCCAGAGUUGCGGCACAGGGGGCUGGAGGUCCAGAGGGAGAAGCUUUGAAGAACGGAGGACGAGACCUCAAAGAGAACGCUGCAGAUCAGGCCGACCCCAGAGGAGGAGCAGAAGACUCGGCCGUCAGAGCCAAGGUUCAGCCUCAGGGCUCCCACGAGAAGGUCAGGGAGCAGGGAGAGAUGGAUCUGAGGAGGAAGCGCAGGGCACUGGGAUCUACACAGGCCAAAGGAGCCUCAGAGGAGACUGGUGCGUCCAGGGGGGUGCCUGGGCUGGAGCCCCUGCUGGAGCUGGGGGGCCCAGACCUGCACGCAGCCUUGGAGCAGCAGCUAAUGGCUGCUGCUCUAGUGCACUCACGGCAGAUUAAACAGACCUCAGAGGACAAGGGGGCGAAAUAAUACACACCAAACACACACGCAGAUAACUAAACUAUACCUGCAAAGAGCCUGUAAAACUGUGGACCAUGAUACCGUCGCCUUACAGUCUUUCUUGACUUAAGAAAUGUUUUGGACUAAGAGGAAUAUUUUCUCCUUCACCAUACUGUGUGCUUCAGAAAUAACCCAAAGUCUUUAUUUAAGAGCAAAGUGUCUGUAAAUAGUAACUUAUUUUGUCUGUAAGGGGGAGAGCUUGGAGAGGUUACUGUUGAAAUGCUUCUGAAUCUAUGCAAAUACCAGUCUGUGUGGAGUAUUUAGACAGGGUGAAUAAAUUAAUGUAUGUAUGAGUCGAUGAAGUCUCUCUUGAUUCACCAGCUUCCUAGGAUCUGUUUGUUUAUUGUCACCUGUGUAUUUUUAAAGUUGUGGUCAGUUUGGUCGAUCUGUUACUUUCAAGUGUUAAUAUUGUAAAUUUGAAGUGUGGUUAAUGUCGAGGGAUUUUUGAACCUGACUUGACCACAUAUUGGAUGUAACGUGGGUUUGAGCGCCUUAGUGUCUUUUCGCUAUACUUUCUAAUGAAAGUAACUGAUUUGAGCCUCCCGCCGGAGGUACGAGGUGUAUAGUAGUGUAGCCUUGCUGAUAAAUAAACUGUUGGCAGUGAAGCAGCUUGAUCCACUGGGUCCAUGAUUGUAGUUACUUAUCAUUCCAUCUUCAACAUCUCCUCUGUGUUGAUUUAUCAGUGCCUUCUAAUCAAUAUGCUGCAGUGGUAAUGUAUCAAACAAACCAAUGACUUUAUUAUUUUGGUCUUUUUCCUCCAUUAGACCUCUUACUGUAAACAUUACGCCAUUUAUGAAACAAGUUUUGUACGUUGUGUUGAGGACAUAUGUUGAGGGCUUUUCUUAGUAAUCAAACUUCUCUGACUCCAACCGAUAGCACUUCCACACAUGCUGGACCCAUGCCUUGUACCAGAGGCUAUUUUUAUGACUAUUUUUUAUGUGCAUUGUCUUUCUGUACAUUUUGCUUAGAAGAAUAAAUGAAACGUCUUUAUUGCA